Molecule: messenger RNA, 1142 nt
Organism: Coccinella septempunctata (seven-spotted ladybird)
Lineage: Eukaryota; Metazoa; Arthropoda; Insecta; Coleoptera; Coccinellidae
Product: beta-1,3-galactosyltransferase 5-like
Exons: 1
Coding region: 37-1104 (355 amino acids)
Cellular component (GO): membrane
Molecular function (GO): hexosyltransferase activity
Source: RefSeq, a predicted model, not a curated record
AUAAAGUAAUCCCGACUGUCCUUAGUUAAGUUCAAAAUGAGAAAAAAGACAAACUGGAAUGACCGUGUCAUUCUGUUGCCCAUAGUGUUCGUCUCCCUAGUUCUGUUCUACCAAGUGUUCUAUUUCUUCCUUUACGAUUCCAUCUUUUCAGGCCUGGACAGGAGUCUGACGAGAUACAAGAGAAAAUACGACAAAGUCAACAACGUUACUUACAAUUACCCCAUGAAUAAACUUUCGCACGAUGAUUAUCACACUCUCAUCCACAAACCUUUCGGAUUUAGGAUAUUGAAUCCAAACCAGUGCAACAGUUCCACAUUCCUCCUUAUUUUGGUCCAUUCUUCCCCUGGAAAUUUCGCUAAAAGAAGACUAAUCCGACGCACUUGGGGAAAAAAGAAGAAAAAUCGGUUCUUGGUUCUAUUCGCCUUAGGUACACUGGAACAUCCAAAGUUCCAGAAGAGAAUCCAUAGAGAAAACAAAAUCUACAAAGACUUAAUUCAAGGAUCCUUCAUAGACUCUUAUAAAAACCUAACCUACAAACACGUCAUGCUAUUCAAAUACGUUAUUUAUCAUUGUGAACAGGCAAAGUACGUAUUAAAAACUGACGAUGAUAUAUUUAUCAACGUGGAGGCUGUCGUAUCUUUCUUAGAAACAAAAGUUUCCCCUCGAGGAGCUAUCAAUUUCCUUCUAUGCCUGCCAAACAGCGAGAAGGUGAUAAGAAGCUUCAGAGGUGAUUACGCCAAAUGGAGGCUAUCCUACAAAGAUCAUCCAGAGAAGAAGCAUCCACCCAGUUGUGUCGGAAUAUUCCUUGUCUAUUCCAAGAACGUCAUUUUCGAGCUGUAUUUGCAAGCUCAAAAUUCCACAUUCUUCUGGAUUGACGACCUAUACGUCACCGGACAUUUGUUCAAGAAGCUCAAGAUUCAUCACGUCAACGCCAGACCGUACAUGGUCCAUCAGAAGGAGUUGGUGAAGAUGAUGCGUAGGGAUGAGAUCGAACCAUGGCCCUUCUUCUUUUCUGGGCCGGAUCUGAAUAGGAGUGAGAUGGAAUGGUUGGAUGGUUUUCUCAAUAAUCGUACCGAGAUUAUGACCAAUUGGGGGAAAUCUUAACAUUAGGGGUGUAAUUAAGAAAUAAACUAUGAUAUUGU